Molecule: messenger RNA, 2287 nt
Organism: Telopea speciosissima
Lineage: Eukaryota; Viridiplantae; Streptophyta; Magnoliopsida; Proteales; Proteaceae
Product: protein REDUCED WALL ACETYLATION 4-like
Exons: 17
Coding region: 241-1869 (542 amino acids)
Biological process (GO): xyloglucan metabolic process; plant-type secondary cell wall biogenesis; xylan biosynthetic process
Cellular component (GO): Golgi apparatus
Molecular function (GO): acetyltransferase activity
Source: RefSeq, a predicted model, not a curated record
CUCUCUGUUCGUUGGUUGGUCUUUGCUGUGAGAGAGCGACGUGGCUCCGAACAAUUUCUCCAGUUUGAAAGCAAAGGCAAAUCGUUGUUGUUGUUGUAGUUUGUUGGUUUUAUUGCUUGUGAAUUCAGAUCUCUAAGGCAGUUCGAUUUCAUUGGGGGUUUUCUUUCUUGUUUUAAUGACGAUCUCCCAUAGAUCACUGUGAAGUGUGACCAGAGAUUCAGAGCGCUUUCCACUGGCAGAAUGAAAAUGAUGGUUUCUGGGCCUGUGACGCCGGGUCAGGUUUCUUUUUUGCUUGGAAUAGCCCCAGUAUUUAUUGCAUGGAUAUAUGCUGAGAUCCUGGAAUAUAGAAAGUCUUCAUCUACUCCAAAAGUCCAUUCAGAUGUCAAUCUGGUUGAAUUGGAUAAGGAAACAAUUAAGGAUGAUGAUCGUGCCAUUUUGCUGGAAGGGGGCCUUACAAGAUCAGCAUCUGCAAGAGUUCAGAAUUCAUCAGUCAAAGCAAACAUAGUCAGGUUUCUAACUAUGGAUGAUUUGUUCUUGCUGGAGAACCGACCAACUUUGAGAACCAUGGCUGAAUUUGGAGCGAUUCUGAUCUAUUUCUACCUAUGUGAUCGCACUGACUUGUUUCCAGAGUCCACUAAGACGUACAAUCGAGACCUUUUUCUCUUUCUCUACUCUCUUCUCAUCAUAGUUUCAGCUAUUACUUCUCUCAAGCGGCACCAUGACAAAUCAGCAUUUUCUGGAAAAUCUAUACUUUAUCUUAAUCGUCAUCAAACUGAGGAGUGGAAAGGAUGGAUGCAGGUACUAUUUUUAAUGUACCACUAUUUUGCUGCAAUGGAGUUUUACAAUGCCAUACGUGUCUUCAUUGCUGCAUAUGUUUGGAUGACUGGAUUUGGGAACUUCUCUUAUUACUACAUUCGGAAGGAUUUUAGUCUUGCACGGUUUGCUCAGAUGAUGUGGCGGUUAAAUUUCUUUGUGGCAUUUUGCUGUAUUGUUCUUAACAAUGACUAUAUGCUGUACUAUAUCUGCCCAAUGCACACGCUUUUCACUCUUAUGGUGUAUGGAGCACUUGGUAUUUUUAAUAAGUACAACGAGACAGGAUCCGUGAUGGCUGUAAAAAUUAUAGUAUGCUUUUUGGUGGUUAUCUUGAUUUGGGAAGUCCCUGGAGUUUUUGACCUUUUCUGGUGGCCUUUGACAUUCCUUUUAGGUUACACUGAUCCAGCAAAAGAAAAUUUGCCACGUCUACAUGAAUGGCAUUUCAGAUCAGGCCUUGACCGUUAUAUCUGGAUCAUUGGAAUGCUUUAUGCUUAUUAUCAUCCCACAGUUGAGAAGUGGAUGGAUAAACUAGAGGAAUCUGAAACCAAGCGAAGACUUUCAAUUAAGGCAAUCAUUGUGGCAGUUUCUUUACUGGCUGGUUAUUUGUGGUAUGAAUUUAUUUACAAGCUGGACAAGGUUACAUACAACAAGUACCAUCCUUACACCUCAUGGAUACCCAUAACUGUUUACAUUUGCUUGCGAAAUUGCACACAGCAGCUCCGUAGUUUCUCUUUGACUCUGUUUGCGUGGCUUGGCAAGGUAACGCUGGAGACUUACAUUUCCCAGUUUCAUAUCUGGCUGAGAUCUAGCAUGCCAAAUGGUCAGCCAAAAUGGCUUCUUGUUCUUAUUCCAGAUUACCCGUUGUUAAACUUCAUGCUUACAACUGCUAUUUAUGUCUUGAUAUCCUACCGACUUUUUGAACUGACCAAUUCACUGAAGGCAGUUUUUAUACCCACAAAGGACAGUCGGCGUCUUCUACAUAAUUCUAUUGCUGCAGCUGUGAUUGGAUUGAGCAUAUAUUGCAUCUCAUUGCUUCUUCUUCAGAUUCCUCAAUGACCAGUCUGACAGAUGGUUAUUGAGACCCAGAUAUGUUUACAGAGAUUUCUUGAAACUGUAAAAGCAGUGGACUCGGAAUCUAUUGUUUGUGAAUCUUACUUGAAAGGGAAAUGCAUUUCCAACAAUUUUUGAAGACAAUUCUAGCAUCCUGCAUGGCACCAUCAAGCAUAUAUACCUUGUAGAAUGGAGGGGAGUGGGAUUCUUUUCAUUGGAAAAUGAGGUAGAGUUUGCCUUAGAAGUGUGGAAAAAGUGCAGGUGUGGGCAUGGGAUGGGGGGAAAUCUGGUUUGUAUUCUUGGAAAUUGCAAUAACAGUUUAUAGUUUUUCUCCAAUUGCCAUGAUGGGCUUGUGUUACAUAGGCUUCCUUCUUAGGUUAUCAAACACAUUCAAGAUUCAUUGUCAAUGCAUUUUUUUUACCCC